UGACUCUCCUUCCCAAAUUGUCCCUUUAUAAAAGAAAGAAGGGACACUUCGCAGGACUAAAUAUCCUUCACAGAGCUUUCACUCCCAGACAUCUGAACAUGAUGUCUUUCACCAGAAAGAGCAAUCCGAUGAAGCCAUUUCCGACCUCAUUCUCCCUCUUCAAUGUCUUCCUCUUCCUCAGCCUCCUCCUCCUCCUCGGUGGUUCGACCACCCGGGCCGGCCCGAUCAAGACUGUGGUGGUCCUGGUCAUGGAGAACCGGUCCUUCGACCACAUGCUUGGGUGGAUGAAGAAGCUCAACCCGGAGAUCAACGGGGUGGACGGGUCCGAAUCCAAUCCGCUCAACGCCACCGACCCGAAUUCGAGCAGGAUUUUCUUCAAGGACGGGUCGCAGUACGUGGACCCGGAUCCUGGGCACUCGUUCCAGGCCAUCCGGGAGCAGAUCUUCGGGUCCAACAACACGUCCGCUGACCCGCCCCCCAUGAAUGGCUUCGCCCAGCAGGCCCUCUCCAUGUCCACCGACAUGGUCCAGGACGUCAUGAAAGGGUUCGACCCUAGCAUGGUCGCGGUCUAUCGCACACUCGUAUCCGAAUUCGCCGUCUUCGACAGGUGGUUCGCGUCGGUCCCGUCAUCGACGCAGCCGAACAGGCUGUUCGUCCACUCAGGGACGUCCGGCGGCGCGACGAGCAACAUUCCGGCGCUGCUCGCGAUGGGCUACCCGCAGAGGACGAUAUUCGAGAACAUCGAGGACGCUGGGCUCUCCUUCGGGAUAUACUACCAGAACAUUCCGGCGACCCUGUUCUACCGCAACCUCCGGAAGAUCAAGUACGUGACGAAGUUCCGGCCCUACGGCCUCUUCUUCAAGGCGCACGCCGCCGCCGGGAAGCUCCCCAGCUACACCGUCGUUGAGCAGCGCUACAUGGACAGCAAGCUCGAGCCCGCCAACGACGAUCACCCGUCUCACGACGUUUAUCACGGGCAGAUGUUCGUGAAGGAGGUUUAUGAGACGUUGAGGGCUAGCCCGCAGUGGAACGAGACCCUCCUCGUGAUCACCUACGACGAGCAUGGCGGGUUCUUCGAUCACGUGGCGACUCCGGUUCAUGGUGUCCCGAGCCCUGAUGGGAUCGUGGGGCCCGAGCCGUUCUUCUUCCGGUUUGACCGGUUGGGUGUUCGAGUCCCGACCAUAGUGGUUUCACCAUGGAUAGAGAAGGGAACGGUUGUUCAUGGGCCAAAUGGGUCGCCAUAUCCGACGUCGGAGUAUGAGCACUCCUCGAUUCCAGCCACAGUCAAGAAGCUCUUCAACCUCAGCUCACCUUUCCUCACAAAGCGGGAUGCGUGGGCAGGGACCUUCGAAGGGAUUGUGCAGAAGCUUGCUGAGCCUCGAACUGACUGCCCAGAGAAACUCCCAACUCCGGUCAAAAUCAGGGAAGCAGAGGCCAAGGAAGAAGCGAAGCUGAGUGAAUUCCAGCAGGAGAUGCUGCAGCUCGCGGCAGUUUUAAAAGGUGAUAAUAUCUUCACAAGCUAUCCCGAGAAGCUCGGAAAGGAUAUGACUGUCAAGGAAGGCAAGAAAUACAUGGAGGAUGCAGUGAAGAGCUUCUUCGAGGCCGGGGCUUAUGCCAAGAAAAUGGGAGUUGACGGGGAUCAGACCGUCAAGAUGAGGCCAUCCCUCACCAGCAGACCAUCGAAACAUUGAAAAUAAAUAAAGCCGAUCCGACCCCUGAUAAAGAGAGAGCGAUGGUGGUACUUGAAAUGUAAUUAUAGACACAAAAUGUUUAUAUGCGAAAAGUGGUAUAAGAAAGAUAUGUUGAAGUCCGUCGUUGCUAUUCACCAUCAAAAUUUGAAUCAUGGAGUUACAUUAUGAAAUGAAAGUCUGUCACUCCAAUGAUAAAA
Messenger RNA from Punica granatum (pomegranate), 1888 nucleotides. The record is from RefSeq and is a predicted model, not a curated record. Lineage: Eukaryota; Viridiplantae; Streptophyta; Magnoliopsida; Myrtales; Lythraceae.